AUGAUAGAAAUGCACGGUCGUGUGAAGGUGAAGACAACAGCUGAAAAAGAGGCAGAAAAAGAGAAGGAACGAAAAGAGAGAUUGAUUCAGUAUACCAGGUUGCUUGAUGAAGUCAAAGACAAGAGGAAGAACAAGGAAUGCUUUCAAGAAGUUCUGGAUGCAUCAAAGCAAGUUCUUCUCUGCAAUCCAGACUUUGGUACCAUGUGGAAUGUUCGUAAAGAAGCCCUGCUUCAGAUGGAGGUCAGUCAGGAUCAGGAUGCAUUCCAGAAACAAUGUCUUGUUGAGCUCAAGUUGGCAGCAGACUGCUUGAAAUGCAAUCCAAAGUCAUAUGGUGCAUGGCAUCAUCGAAUUUGGAUCAUGGAAAGAAUGCCUUGUCCUGAUUGGGCAUUUGAAUUAGAUCUAACUCAGAAAGCACUUGGACUUGAUUCUAGGAAUUUUCACUGUUGGGAUUAUCGCAGAUACAUUGUGAAGAAGUUUGGACAAGAUCUUCACAAGGAAUUGAAUUAUACCAGUGAGCUCAUAUUGGAAAAUUUCUCUAAUUAUUCAGCAUGGCAUUAUAGGUCCCAUUUGCUGCCUGAACUGUGUCCAGAUCCCAAUGGCACUUGGCUCCUCAGUGAAGAAAAACGUCUUGAGGAAUUGGAAUUGAUACAAAAUGCUGCUUUCACUGAUCCUGAGGACCAGAGUGCUUGGCUGUACCAUAAGAGUGAGAAAGUUCUUGCUGCACUGACAUCCCAGCUACAGUCAUGUCAAGAGCUCAUAGAGCUUGAACCAGAAAGUAAAUGGCCCCUUCUCACAUCUGUCAAUUUGAUGAGAGCCAUCGAUCCCCUACAGUAUAAAGAUGAAGUCAAUAUGGUUUUGCAGAAACUCAAGUCUGUUGACAGCCAGAGGGACAAUUUCUAUACAGAUUUGAAGAGCAAGUUUCUAAUAGAAAACCAUCUUCAACAAGUGAACUGGCAUGCAGGCUCCAUAUCAUUUAGUGAGAUGAGUCUGUCAACCAUUUACUGCGCAGAUUCCUUGCUUCUGUUUCGAGUAGUGGAUCUCUCUUACAAUGAACUCAAGAGUGUUUCUCCACUGGCUGCCCUUCAAUGUUGUGAAUCCCUUAAUUUGCAGCACAAUUGUUUAACUUCCUGCCAUGGACUGGAAUGCUUACCAUUCCUGAAGGAGCUCAACAUAGCUGAAAACCUGAUUGAUGAUGUGAACCCACUGAAAGAAUGCCUCAAUCUGAAAAUGCUGAAGAUUGCUGGGAAUCCAGUGGCUCUUAAGGUAGAAGAGCUGGGAGACUCACUGAAAGCUAUUGUGAUCUAG
Messenger RNA from Darwinula stevensoni, 1305 nucleotides. Lineage: Eukaryota; Metazoa; Arthropoda; Ostracoda; Podocopida; Darwinulidae. The record is from the annotation of a GenBank genome assembly.